AUGGGCCUUGCAUCCACCCUCCAGGUGUUGACUCGCUCCCACAAGGCCAACGACCGUGACCACAAGGGCCUUGCGGAAGGCACCGCAGUUAUCCUAGACAAUUUGCCACGCUACACCGGCAAGGCUAGCUUCUCCGAUGCUGACCCCAAGAAGGUCAAGAAGAACGGCGGCGGCAGAGGCAACUGGGGCAAUUUUGCUGACGAUGUAGUGGAUCAAGACUUCUCCUUUAACAACGCUCGUCGUCGCUCCAACAGCAGCUCCGCCUCUCACCACCUCAACGACUUCAAGACCAAAUUUGAAGUGAUUGACACGGAGCCCGUCUUCGAAGAGUCUGUCCACGGACCCGUCAGUGAAGAGGACGAUGUGUCAAAGACUGACUCAUCUGAGAGCGGCCGGUCCGCCUCUUAA
Metarhizium acridum CQMa 102 is the source of this 408-nucleotide messenger RNA. RefSeq lists its product as uncharacterized. The record is from RefSeq and is a predicted model, not a curated record. NCBI's taxonomy places the organism in Eukaryota, Fungi, Ascomycota, Sordariomycetes, Hypocreales, Clavicipitaceae.